AUGCUAGACAGCGAUGAGGAAUCCUUCACCGUCAUUUCCCUGCCCGUCUAUACUCCAGAACCACCAGCCGCCAGCUACGGAAAGAAGAACGGCAUGUGGUAUGGGGGCACCUCCACCGGUACUAGCGGGUGGGCACGCACAGGAGUCAGGAAGCAAUCGGUGGCAGAAUCCGACGCUCCGCCACCGGGGGGCGGGAAGCCGUCCAGCGGCCGCGUCAUCCGCAUCGUAAACAACAUGGACCACUCAAUACAGUGUCGAGUUUUACUAAACCUUCGUACUACACAGCCAUUCGAAGAAGUUUUAGAAGACUUGGGACAAGUUUUGAAAAUGAGUGGAGCGAAAAGAAUGUAUACAAUCACAGGACAGGAGGUAAGAAGUUUCUCGCAGCUCCGCAACGAAUUUGCAGACGUGGAAACUUUCUAUCUCGGCACCGUAAUGGUGCCUCCUGCCCUCAGUCCUGGAAUCAGCGCUCCGCUGCCGAUAGAAUCGCCCAUCCGAAGGUCGCGAUCACGAGCGACGGUGGCUUCGCUGCCGAUAUCGGAUGACACUAGGGGGCGCAGAGCGCGUAGCAAAAGCAGGCCACGGGUCCUAUACGCCCCUGAAGGGGAGAUAAUACGCAAUACAGACUAUACACUGCUGGAAGUGCUGAAAGAGGAACCGAUGCGCGUGACUAUAAGAGGUCUUCGGCGCACUUUUUACCCACCCAUCCACCACGCACCCAUUGAUAACUCACCGCCCGAAAAGAAAUUGCAGCUAGAUUGGGUCUACGGUUACAGAGGUGCCGACUCCCGCCGAAACCUUUGGGUGCUUCCAACAGGUGAGCUACUCUACUACGUGGCGGCCGUGGCCGUCAUGUAUGACCGGGAUGAAGAUUCGCAGCGUCACUACACCGGUCACACCGAAGAUAUACAAUGUAUGGAACUGCACCCGUCCCGUGAGCUGGUCGCCAGCGGGCAGCGUGCCGGGAGGGGGAGGAGGGCGCAGGCCCACGUUCGAAUCUGGAGCGCGGACACGCUGCAAACGCUGCACGUGUUCGGCAUGGCCGAAUUCGAGGCGGGCGUGUCUGCCGUGGCCUUCUCGCAGCUGAACGGCGGCAGUUACGUCCUAGCAGUGGACGCCGGAAGAGAGAGCAUCCUCUCGGUAUGGCAAUGGCAGUGGGGGCAUUUGCUCGGAAAAGUCGCCACAUUACAAGAGGAGCUAACGGGUGCUGCGUUCCACCCUCUCGAUGACAACCUUCUAAUUACCCACGGUAAAGGCCAUCUGGCCUUCUGGAACCGACGCAAGGAUGGCUUUUUCGAACGCACUGACAUAAUAAAGCCGCCGUCGCGCACGAACAUCACGGCGCUUCAGUUCGAGCAGGAUGGCGACGUGGUGACGGCGGACAGUGACGGUUUCAUAACGGUGUACAGCGUGGACAGCGACGGCGCUUACUUCGUGCGUAUGGAGUUCGAGGCUCAUAUAAAGGGCAUCAGUUCCUUGGUAAUGCUCUCUGAGGGUACCUUAAUCUCUGGAGGGGAGAAAGACAGGAAGAUAGCGGCUUGGGAUACUUUACAGAACUAUAAACGGAUAACCGAAACCAAGUUGCCUGAUUCGGCUGGGGGCGUUCGAAGCAUUUAUCCCCAAAGACCUGGCCGGAAUGACGGCAACUUGUACGUCGGCACAACCAGAAACAACAUCAUGGAGGGAUCACUACAAAGGAGAUUUAAUCAGGUCGUUUUCGGACAUCACAAGCCCCUAAUGGGCUUAGCUGUUCAUCCGGACGACGAGAUGUUCGCCACUGCGGGCAAUGACAAGAAUAUCGCUCUCUGGAAAGGACACAAGCUUCUGUUCGCGACACAGGUGGGGUAUGAAUGCGUGUCCUUGGCGUGGCACCCAAGCGGUGGGGCGCUGGCGUCUGGCAGCACCGAGGGCCACUUGGUGGUGCUGAACGCAGAUGCCGGGACGCAUGUUGCCACGCUCAGGGUAUGCGGGUCCCCGCUCAACUGCCUCCAGUACAAUACGGCCGGCGACACCCUGGCCAUUGGAUCGCAGAAUGGCAGCAUUUAUCUAUUCCGUGUGUCGCGUGAUGGGUUCGCUUACAAGAAACUAAACAAGAUCCGCGGCGCACAACCGCUGGUCCAGCUCGAUUGGAGCCUUGAUGGCAAUUACCUGCAGACGGUUACCGCCGAUUAUGAUCUGUCGUUCUGGGACAUCAAAGCUUUAUCGCCGGAGAAAAGUCCGAUAGCGAUGAAGGACGUGAAAUGGUAUACCUACAACUCCACCGUUGGUUUCCUCGUGUCAGGAAUGUGGAAUAACCGAUUUUAUCCGAUGACGUCACUGAUUACUACAGCGAGCCGAUCUUCUGCACACGAUCUGUUAAUUAGCGGCGACUCCGAUGGGCACUUGCGUAUAUUUAGAUACCCUUGCGCGAGCCCGAAAGCGGAGUACAACGAGGUGAAGGUGUACACGGGCUCCGUGUACUGCGCGCGGUUCCUGUUCAACGACCGAUGCCUCGUCAGCUCGGGCGGUGUCGACGCCGCCCUGAUGCUGUGGGAACUCGUGGACGAU
Messenger RNA from Iphiclides podalirius (scarce swallowtail), 2547 nucleotides. The record is from the annotation of a GenBank genome assembly. Lineage: Eukaryota; Metazoa; Arthropoda; Insecta; Lepidoptera; Papilionidae.